This is a messenger RNA of Fusarium odoratissimum NRRL 54006, 702 nucleotides long. RefSeq lists its product as uncharacterized. NCBI's taxonomy places the organism in Eukaryota, Fungi, Ascomycota, Sordariomycetes, Hypocreales, Nectriaceae. The record is from RefSeq and is a predicted model, not a curated record. The transcript is spliced from 2 exons. The coding region runs from base 1 to 702 and encodes 233 amino acids.
AUGAGGCGAUUCUUUGGACGUAAGGAAGAGCCAAGGCGCAACUCAGACGAUGAGUACAAAAAGAUGCAAUACUAUUCUCCGCGAGGCAUCAUCCCUGUCAAAGUUGUAGAGCAACAGACGCAAGAAGUUGUCUUUGAUCCGACCAAAGUCUCUCGCAACACGAAGGACUAUCCUCAUGCUUAUGAGGAUGCAAACCUAGAGGGAAAGACCUUCCAGGAGUGGGAGCGUAGACAUGACGAGGAGAAAGUUCGUCUGUACGAGAUGCCAGUCAACACCAGAAUGAACUUGACCAAGAGACCGGCAACGUUCAAGCAGGUCCAAAGACGUGAGCUGGAAUUACGUCCGAACGAUAGGAAGGAUGUUGUUCAGAAAGAGCUUAACGAUCCAGGUGUCUUUCGGGGCGUCAUCACUGGAAAUGUUGAGACUGGUCGAGUCUACGGUGUCCAGGGCGUUAUCUAUCACCCAGAACAAAACCCUCGUGGUUUUAGACGAUCUCCCGUCGAGCCAUUGGAUCGUGAGGGGCGUCAGUUCUUACGCCGUUUUGAGGACGAUGCUGCUGAUCCCAAUCGUGUGACGACUUGGCCUCCUCGGGAUGAGGAUGCAAGUGACCUUCAGGCAUAUGAGGAACGGUACAAGCAGGUUAGGAAGACUCGUCCGCCUCAGCAGCAGAAGUCUAAGCAAAAGGCACCCAAUGCGAAUUGA